AUGGAUAAAGCCUUCAGUGAAGCCUAUCAGCUUAUCGAAAGUAUGGAUCAAAACCACUACCAGUGGGGAAGCGAAAGAACACCUGAAGAAAAACCUCAAACGAAAGGCGGCACGUUUCAUGGACAACCACAGCAGAAUCCCAAAGGACAAGCCAAUGCUAUCAUAUUGCAAAGUGGAAAACAAGUAGACGGACAAACUAAUCCAGAAACCGAUAUUCCAACCAUGCACCAAGAUUUUGAAAAAACCAUCGAGAAGGAGAGUGAGCCAAAUAGAGAAGAGAAGGAAGAUAGUGGCGAAGAAACCUUAGAAAAGAAAAGACCUUAUGUACCUCUGCCACCUUAUAAACCACUCAUCCCGUAUCCUCAAAGAUUUGAGAAAUCCAAAAGCGAAGGACAAUUUAAGAAAUUUGUAGAACUUCUGAAAAAAUUGAACAUCACAAUACCUUUUACAGAAGCUAUUACCCAAAUGCCUUCAUACGCUAAGUUUCUUAAAGAAAUUGUAACUAAUAAGAAAAAGAUGGAGAGGGAUCAAACUAAAUAUUCUGAAAUUCUAAAAACUUCCACUCCACCAACUCAUGAAAAUGGCGACAACAACCUAGCUAAAUGUCUAGAAAUUACACAAGACCCUACACCUCGCCCUGUCAAACCAACUAUGGAACUCAAAACCCUACCCGACAAUUUAAGGUAUGAAUUCCUAGAUAAAGACCUCGAACGACCAGUAAUAGUCAGCACAGACUUAGAGAAGUCAGAAACUGAAAAGCUACUAAACAUCCUAAGAAAAUACCCCAUUGCCUUAGGGUAUAACAUCACUGACUUAAAAGGGAUAAGUCCUUAUAUAUGUAUGCAUCGCAUUAUGCUAGAGGAAGACUGUAAAACUUCUAGAGAACCCCAAAGAAGGAUCAAUCUUGUUCUAAGUGAGGUAGUUAAGAAAGAAGUGCAAAAACUUCUAGAAACAAGAUUCAUAUACCCUAUAUCAGACAAUAAAUGGGUCAACCCAGUACAUGUCGUGCCCAAAAAGGGAGGAGUUACAGUUGUAACUAAUGCAAAAGGAGAAUCUAUAGCACAAAGAGUUGUAACUGGCCAUAGAUUGUGCAUAGAUUAUAGGAAACUAAACAAAGCCACUCGAAAAAACCAUUUUCCUUUACCCUUUAUUGAUCAAAUGCUCGAACGACUGGCUAAUCAUUCAUUUUUCCAAAUCCCAAUUCAUCCUGAUGACCAAGAGAAAACCACCUUCACCUGUCCCUAUGGAACUUUUGCUUAUCGGUGA
Messenger RNA from Trifolium pratense (red clover), 1266 nucleotides. RefSeq lists its product as uncharacterized. The record is from RefSeq and is a predicted model, not a curated record. The coding region runs from base 1 to 1266 and encodes 421 amino acids. Lineage: Eukaryota; Viridiplantae; Streptophyta; Magnoliopsida; Fabales; Fabaceae. The transcript is spliced from 2 exons.